CAUGUUCAGACAGUCCACAUGCUUCGAGCGGAAAGCAUUGUAAUUGUUCUUGUACUGGUCCACGGAUGUUUCAGUGGAAAAAUAGUGUCGUAUUCUCACUAUGAAUUGGUAUUACGAUCUUGAUGAGCUCCGGGGACACACGCCGACCAUCCUAGAUGGUCACACGUGGAAAGAGGAAGAGAAGUUUCGACGGGAAGGAGCGAAAUUUCUUCUGGAUCUCAGUUCAAAGAUCGGACUGGUGUACAGUACAGUUGCAACUGGUGUAGUGUAUUUUCACCGGUUUUACAUGUUUCAGUCCUUCGACAAAUUCCCGAAAUUUGUCACCGCCUGUAGCUGCCUUUUUCUUGCUGGAAAGGUGGAGGAAACCCCGAAAAAAUGUCGAGAUCUCAUCAGAGCUACGAGGGAACUGCUUAAAGAAAAAACCGAGUAUGAAGCUUUAAGUACCGAGAUCUUGAAUGAAUUUGGUAUGCAUCCAGAGCGCGAGAUUAUGACCAUGGAGAGGGUUUUGCUGCAGACUUUCAAGUUUGACCUGCAAGUGGAACACCCUUAUCAGUUUCUGCUGAAGUACGUCAAGACGUUCGCGUCAGAUCAGAGUCGUUUGGAAGGCUUAGUGCAAAUGGCAUGGACGUUCGUCAAUGACAGUCUUGUGACUACUUUGUGCAUGCAAUGGGAACCUGAGAUCAUUGCCAUGGCUAUGAUUUAUCUGGCAGUUAAAUUGAAAAAAAUGCAGGUGAAGGAUAAUUGGUGGUCACAAUUUGUGUCUGACGUGUCGAGAGAAACCCUCGACAAGAUUUGCCAUCAGUUGCUCGACGUCUACCAGUCCGUUGGCCACGACAGCAGUGGAGUUUCACUGAUGUUCAUUCGAGCCGUUGAUUCAUCGGUAUCUGAUGGAGAUUUCGGUGCUGAUUGUGAUCACGCCUUGGUAGGUGAACUAUGCGCUGGUGGAACGGAAAGACAUGUAUUACAACUCAAGAAGAAGGGACAGUCCAUGUCCAAUAACAACAACAACCACCCGCCGCCUCAGGUCCUACAUCAACCUCCGACAAGCAAAAAGUCAGACGAGCGAGUCAACAUCCUUGAGCCGAAUGAGGUUAUAAAGGAACGAUGGAAAGUGCUGUCUAAGAUCGGCUCUGGCGGCUUUGGGGAAAUUUAUGAGGCCGUCGACCUCCGCACUUCGGCACCCGUUGCCAUCAAGCUGGAGUCGGCACGUGAGACCAAGCAGGUGCUCAACAUGGAGGUGGCCGUGCUGAAAAAGUUGCAGGGCAGGACACACGUUUGCAAAUUCUACGGCUGCGGCCGCAACGACCGCUUCAACUACGUCGUCAUGGAGCUGCUGGGCCGGAAUCUGGCCGAGAUGCGACGCAGCCAGCCCAAGGGCGUCUUUUCUCCGUCUACCACGUUCCGACUCGGGAUGCAAAUGCUAGAGGCCAUUCAAAACGUGCACGAGAUUGGUUUCUUGCAUAGAGACAUCAAACCAAGCAACUUCACUCUUGGCUGCCAUCCCGAAACAUGUCGCAUGCUCUUCAUCCUUGACUUUGGCCUGGCUCGCAAGUAUACCACAACCGACGGUCUUGUGCGGAACCCGCGCACGACGGCCAGCUUUCGUGGCACUGUCCGCUACGCGUCCAUCAAUGCGCAUCACAACAAGGAGCUUGGCCGCGGUGACGACCUGUGGUCCCUCUUCUACACGCUUGUAGAGUUCAUCAACGGCCAUCUGCCGUGGCGGAAGAUGAAGGACCGGAAGGAGGUUGGGCGCCUCAAGGGCUCUUAUGACCACGCCAUGCUUAUUCGGGCCUUCCCGACCGACUUCGCUAAGUUUCUUGCACACGUUCGCACUCUCACCUACUUCGAUGAACCCGACUACGCCCUGCUCUACCGCGUGCUGGACAAGUGCGCGAAGAAGGUCGGUGCCCGCGAUGCAGACCCAUUCGACUGGGAGGAGGACGUGUCCUCGAUAGGCAACAGCAUACAACCCAUCAUGUCCACGUCUCACGCCCAGAUCUACCACACACUUAUGACAGGAGCCGCCAACCUCAACACGGAGUAUCAGAUGGAGGAGGAGUUGCAAUCAGAUGGAGAGUCAAACGUCGAAAACAAGCAGCUGCAGCAUCACAUAUCUGGAAAUACCCCACGCGGCGGAGGUACCGCCGCUUUAAAUCGGACCAAUAACACGAACAAUAACGCGCCGUCCUAGCCUACGAUUUGUCAUUUCUUCGGAGAAAUUGUCCCCAUUCUCUUUUUCCUGGCCACUUUUAAUGGCAAGCAAAUGUACAUCUUUAAUUCGGAAGGAAGAACAUAAAAUAAAGACACAAUUUUUUGACAA
This is a messenger RNA of Notodromas monacha, 2323 nucleotides long. The record is from the annotation of a GenBank genome assembly. NCBI's taxonomy places the organism in Eukaryota, Metazoa, Arthropoda, Ostracoda, Podocopida, Cyprididae.